This is a messenger RNA of Chlorocebus sabaeus (green monkey), 584 nucleotides long. It is a transcript of the gene AAMDC, whose product is annotated as adipogenesis associated Mth938 domain containing. NCBI's taxonomy places the organism in Eukaryota, Metazoa, Chordata, Mammalia, Primates, Cercopithecidae. Gene Ontology annotation, biological process: positive regulation of fat cell differentiation. Gene Ontology annotation, cellular component: cytoplasm. The record is from RefSeq and is a predicted model, not a curated record.
CGGGGCUUCGGGCGCUGAUCAACUGCAAGGCGUAUUACCCGAGGGCCGUUGGGGAGCGCAGAUCCCGGAGCAGCGCUGGUUGGCAACCUAAGUGCGGGGAGAGCACUGCGCCCUUUGGGAACGCAACUUUGAGGAGACAGUGCGGUGGAUUUCAGUGAAGUUCCUUAUGACUUCCCCUGAAAUUGCUUCCUUAUCAUGGGGGCAAAUGAAAGUAAAAGGCUCUAAUACAACCUAUAAGGACUGCAAAGUAUGGCCAGGGGGCAGUCGGACUUGGGAUUGGAGAGAAACAGGAACUGAGCAUUCUCCUGGUGUGCAGCCUGCAGAUGUGAAGGAAGUUGUUGAGAAGGGUGUACAGACUCUUGUGAUUGGUCGAGGGAUGAGUGAGGCCUUGAAGGUGCCUUCAUCAACUGUGGAGUACCUCAAGAAACAUGGCAUUGAUGUGCGGGUCCUCCAGACAGAGCAGGCAGUGAAGGAGUAUAAUGCCUUGGUUGCCCAAGGGGUCAGGGUGGGAGGUGUCUUCCAUUCCACCUGCUGAUGGAGCCUUGAGACUCGGAGAAUAAAUCACUAAGUACCUCUGCCUGUGA